AUGACUUUAGUUCUUUUUCUAUUGUACGGAUGUUGGAUGUAUUACGAUCGUCAUGUAGACUCCCAAGGUGGUCGUUGGUCUGACCGAUUACGGCAACUAUCCGUUUGUAAAUAUUUCACGAAAUAUUUCCCUUUAAAACUAAUUAAAACGGAAGAUCUUGAUCCAAAUGAAAAUUACAUUUUUGGAUUUCAUCCGCAUGGAGCGUUCAGUUUCGGUGCGUUGGGCAAUUUUGGUACUGACGCGACACAUUUCUCCGCACUUUUCCCAAAUAUUCGUCCACAUCUGAUGCUUCUUCAGCUACAAUUUCUCUUUCCAUUUACACGAGAGAUUCUACUCCGAUUAGGCGCUUGCUGUGUAUCGAAAGAGAGCUGCGAAUAUUUCCUCAGAGGAAAUCACGGCACUGGCCAUGCGUUAGUCAUUAUAAUCGGGGGUGCUCGGGAAAUGUACUUCACUAAAGCUAAUACGAUGAAACUAUACCUAAAAAAUCGCAAGGGUUUCGUUACUUUGGCAUUAAAACAUGGAGUGUCACUUGUACCCGUGGUUUCAUUUGGCGAGAAUGAACUAUACCAACGCUUGACUUUCUUCAACUUAAUUCCUAAUGGAAUUAGUUGGGGUCGAUCUUUUUUCGGCUAUAUUCCACUCCGACGUCCGGUUGUUACUGUUGUUGGUAAGCCAAUUCGUGUCAAUCAAAAUGUCAAUCCAUCUACAGAAGAUAUCGGUCAACUUCACGAGCAAUACAUGCAAGCUGUAGAAGAAUUGUUUGAAACAAAUAAGGAUAAAUACGGUUUAGGACAUGUUAAACUUGAAAUUGUGUGA
This is a messenger RNA of Adineta ricciae, 816 nucleotides long. The record is from the annotation of a GenBank genome assembly. NCBI's taxonomy places the organism in Eukaryota, Metazoa, Rotifera, Eurotatoria, Adinetida, Adinetidae.